Serpula lacrymans var. lacrymans S7.9 is the source of this 300-nucleotide messenger RNA. RefSeq lists its product as uncharacterized. NCBI's taxonomy places the organism in Eukaryota, Fungi, Basidiomycota, Agaricomycetes, Boletales, Serpulaceae. The transcript has 2 exons. The record is from RefSeq and is a predicted model, not a curated record. Bases 1 to 300 code for a protein of 99 amino acids.
AUGCAACCGAGUGUUCUCACCAACCUAUUCUUUAGCUGUGGGUCCAGAUUUGUGCUAGCGCAACUUGGUCUUGGUACGGCCACUAGUUCUCCGACGGACUUGGACUAUCACCUCACUCGGAGUGGACAUAUAAAGCUAGCGGCUAUGAAUAACUGUCAAAUAGAAAAAAGUGGCCUCAGUCUAAUAGUCGAUUGCAGACAUACCACACUGUUGGAUAUUGUGUAUGGAUCAGAUACUCAUUGCAAUUGCAACCUUCAAGUGGUUUUACAACAACUGAGUUCCUCCCAGCAAAAGGCCUAG